AUGAUUUUGAGUGAACUCAAUAAAGUCGAAAACAUGAACUGGACUGAAGGAUAUGCAGAAUGCCAUUUACCAAAAGUGGCUAAUCAGAUAAAAUACAAAUUCGGCACCCAAAAAACUUUAGGUAAAGAUCGCUUUCCAUGUAUAGCGCAAAGAAAGUGUCCAAAACAAAUAUGUCAUUUUGUUACGUCCGGAAAAACUGAUAAAAUUAAGCAAAGCGGGUUGAAAUCAAGAAACAAAUUCAUUCUUAUGCGGGGGCUGCUUCACUGCAUGGUUCAGCAGCUUCGAAACUGCUCAGAUCCAUUUAAUGCAAACCGGGCAAAAGUUGAAGAGGUUUCAAAGAUAGCGUCAGCUAUUUGGAGAACAAAUAAAGGCGUCUUCCAGUCUUAUCACGAAAUGCUUGCAGUUUUCGAAGAUAGCAAGUCCACAAACAUCACUAUUUCAAAAUCUACCCUUAAAAAACUGACCGAAGCCAUUGGAAGAGAAUGCAUACCAUCAACCUACAGUUACGAAACGCUGACGAAUGGGGCAGACACUACAGCCAUGGAGAGCAAGAAAACGUACAAGGCCUUCUGUGGCAGGUUCUCUCUCAAGGAGGCUACGGGUAGGGUCAGGAAGAAGAAACCUACACAAACAUUUGCCCUCCGCUCCGCCAAAAUCGAAGACAUCUUUCUCAUAUAA
Molecule: messenger RNA, 678 nt
Organism: Lachancea thermotolerans CBS 6340
Lineage: Eukaryota; Fungi; Ascomycota; Saccharomycetes; Saccharomycetales; Saccharomycetaceae
Product: KLTH0F00264p
Exons: 1
Coding region: 1-678 (225 amino acids)
Source: RefSeq, a predicted model, not a curated record